AUGCCGUCCUCUCCGCCGUCUCGUACGCCCUCGUCGCGCUCCAACGGGCCCGGUGCCUCUGGAAGGUCGUCGCCCACCGUGGCCGUGAGCCAGGAUGUCACCCGCGCCCCGCAGUUCGAGGAAACGCCCUGGAACACCACGCCUGGCGGCGGCCUGAAGCGUUCCAACACCACGCUCUCCAAGAAGCAGAUGAAACGGGCCACCCGCACCCGCAAAAUCUUUGCCGUCAUCUCCUCGUUUUUCUUCUUUUUGUCCGCUCUUUUUCUUCUGCUCGUCGAGAUCGGCAACACCCACGACAAGCCCGUUCUCCGCGACACCUGGUUCAUGAAGCUCGAUCUCAGCCAUAUUGUGCCAACAUCGAUUCCCAACGCCACCCUGCUCAACAGCAUUGCGCAGACGCUGGGUCUGCACGAUUUCUACCAGGUCGGCCUGUGGAACUUUUGCGAAGGCUACAUCAAUGAGGGUGUCACCCACUGCUCUCACCCCCAGAGCCUUUACUGGUUCAAUCCCGUGGAGAUCCUGCUCAACGAGCUGUUCGCAGGCGCAACCAUUGCCAUUCCCGAGGAAGCAUUGAAAUACCUUGACAUCCUCAAGGUGGCCUCCCAGUGGAUGUUUGGCUUGUUCCUAACGGGCACUUGCUUGUCCACCACGCUCAUUUUCCUGACGCCUUUGGCCGUCUACACGCGAUGGGCAGCGGGCCCAAUCGCCAUCUUAUCACUGUUCACGCUGCUUUGCAUCUUCGUGGCCUGCAUCAUUGCCACGGCCAUUUUCAUCGUCUUCAAGAUCGCGCUUACCCAAGUCGACGACCUCAACAUCAAGGCCGUCCUCGGGGCCCAGAUGUUCGGCUUCAUGUGGACUUCGGCUGGUUGCAUUCUGAUUGCCUUCAUCAUUCAGUCUGGCCUUUGCUGCUGCUGCGCCAGCCGGAGAGAUGUCCGAACGGGCAGGAAGCUGGGCAGCAAGAAGGCGUACACCAUGCCACCGGAUGGCGAUCCGGAGAAGCAGACGCUCAAGCAGCGCCUCGGGUUCGGCAAAAGCAAGGCAUAA
Messenger RNA from Diplodia corticola, 1044 nucleotides. RefSeq lists its product as uncharacterized. The transcript is spliced from 2 exons. Lineage: Eukaryota; Fungi; Ascomycota; Dothideomycetes; Botryosphaeriales; Botryosphaeriaceae. The record is from RefSeq and is a predicted model, not a curated record. Gene Ontology annotation, biological process: fungal-type cell wall organization. Gene Ontology annotation, cellular component: plasma membrane; cell cortex of cell tip. Bases 1 to 1044 code for a protein of 347 amino acids.